AAUUUUGGGGGAUUGCACUUUUUGAUGCUGUUAUUGUCUCCGUCCCGUCCCGUUCCUAUUUCUCGUUUCCUCGACCGCCUCGAGUUGUUCUCGGAUAGAAAGAAAGAGGGAGGGAGAGAUUAAAACGAAACCUAGAAAGGAGAUUUUCUCUCUCUUUUUUAAAAUUUUUUCCCGGAAAUUCCUCUCCGUUUAAAAAGUUUAUUGGAUUCUUUAUAGUUCGAUCUCAGUUAGGGUUUCGAUUCUCGGACUGGCUGUUAUUGUUGAAUUUUGAAGCGAUUGAUCAAGAAUGUUGAUUGCGGAUGGGAAUUGACGUGAAUUCUAGCUCCGAUCUCGAAGGUAGGGCUCGAAUUUAAUUGUGAAGCAAUGGAUGUGGACUCUUCGAUGGUGCCGGAGAACGAUCACGAUCCGACGACGCAAAGCCAUGGUACGGCGGAUGAGGAGGCUUCUCCUCUGGCCACCUCUUCAAUGGAGAGGGAGCAGCUAGGAGAGCAGGCUUCGCCGUCUCAAAGUAGAUCUCCAGCAACACCGCCACCAGUGCAGCAACAGCAGCAACAGGCCGCCCCACAGCAGACCUCGGUGGCAGGGCCGAGAUGUGCGCCUGCGUACUCGGUAGUGAAUGCAAUUUUAGAGAAGAAGGAAGAUGGACCAGGUCCUAGGUGCGGGCAUACAUUAACAGCCGUGGCCGCCGUUGGGGAGGAAGGCACCCCUGGCUACAUUGGGUCGAGGCUAAUUCUUUUUGGUGGCGCCACUGCACUAGAGGGCAAUUCUGCGGCAUCAGGGACUCCUUCAUCUGCGGGGAGUGCUGGCAUCCGACUAGCAGGUGCCACCGCUGAUGUGCACUGUUAUGAUGUGUUGACUAAUAAGUGGUCCAGGAUCACUCCAUUUGGAGAACCACCCACGCCUAGGGCUGCUCAUGUGGCAACUGCUGUGGGGACUAUGGUAGUUAUUCAGGGUGGAAUCGGUCCUGCUGGUUUGUCUGCUGAGGAUCUUCAUGUUCUUGACCUUACACAGCAACGACCCCGAUGGCAUAGAGUUGUUGUUCAAGGCCCUGGACCAGGACCCCGCUAUGGACAUGUGAUGGCUUUGGUGGGGCAAAGGUAUCUUAUGGCUAUUGGUGGAAAUGAUGGAAAGCGGCCUUUGGCUGAUGUAUGGGCCCUGGACACGGCUGCCAAGCCAUAUGAAUGGCGGAAGUUGGAACCAGAAGGGGAAGGUCCACCUCCGUGCAUGUAUGCAACAGCAAGUGCUCGUUCAGAUGGUCUUCUUCUGCUUUGUGGAGGCAGGGAUGCAAACAGUGUGCCAUUAGCAAGUGCAUAUGGGCUUGCUAAACAUAGGGAUGGGCGGUGGGAAUGGGCAAUUGCUCCUGGUGUCUCUCCAUCUCCAAGAUAUCAGCAUGCUGCGGUUUUUGUUAAUGCACGGUUGCAUGUGUCUGGAGGGGCACUUGGUGGUGGACGCAUGGUAGAAGACUCAUCAAGUAUUGCAGUACUGGAUACGGCAGCAGGAGUUUGGUGUGACACUAAAUCUGUAGUUACGAGUCCCAGGACCGGAAGAUACAGUGCUGAUACGGCUGGUGGAGAUGCUGCAGUUGAGUUGACAAGGCGUUGCAGGCAUGCGGCUGCUGCCGUGGGUGACUUAAUAUUCAUUUAUGGUGGUUUACGCGGUGGUGUGUUGCUUGAUGAUCUUCUUGUCGCUGAAGAUCUAGCGGCUGCUGAAACAACAACUUCCGCUUCACAUGCUGCAGCAGCAGCUGCUUCAUCUAAUUUACAGCCAGGGCGGGCACCUGGAAGAUAUGGAUUCAUGGAUGAACGAACAAGGCAAACAAUGCCUGAAGCAGUACCUGAUGGUGCAGUUGUGCUGGGUAAUCCAGUUGCCCCACCUGUAAAUGGUGACAUGUAUACUGAUAUAAGCACUGAAAAUGCGGUGCUACAGGGAUCACGGAGAACAAGCAAAGGUGUUGAGUAUUUGGUGGAAGCAGCAGCUGCAGAAGCUGAGGCUAUCAGUGCCACAUUGGCUGCUGCGAAGGCACGGCAAGUUAAUGGAGAAGUUGAUCUACCUGACAGGGAUGGCGGGGCAGAUGCCACCCCUAGUGGGACACAUAUGUCAACCUUGAUAAAGGUGCCUGAUUCGGCCGGUUCAAAUAAUGUUGCACCAGCUGGAGUUCGGCUGCAUCACAGAGCUGUUGUUGUGGCUGCAGAGACAGGUGGAGCUUUAGGUGGUAUGGUCAGGCAACUUUCAAUCGAUCAAUUUGAAAAUGAAGGGAGGAGGGUUAGCUAUGGAACUCCUGAGAGUGCAACUGCAGCCAGGAAACUUCUAGAUCGACAGAUGUCCAUUAAUAGUGUUCCCAAGAAGGUUAUAGCACAUCUCUUAAAGCCUCGUGGUUGGAAACCUCCAGUUCGUAGGCAAUUCUUUUUAGAUUGCAAUGAAAUAGCAGAUCUUUGUGACAACGCUGAAAGGAUAUUCUCUAGUGAACCAAGUGUUCUGCAGCUUAAAGCUCCGAUCAAAAUAUUUGGUGACUUGCAUGGACAAUUUGGGGAUCUCAUGCGACUUUUUGAUGAGUAUGGUGCACCUUCAACAGCUGGGGACAUUGCAUAUAUCGACUAUCUCUUCUUAGGAGAUUAUGUUGACCGGGGCCAACACAGCCUAGAGACCAUUACUCUUCUGCUUGCUUUGAAGGUUGAGUACCAAAACAACGUACAUUUAAUUCGUGGGAACCAUGAAGCUGCAGAUAUCAAUGCCCUUUUUGGCUUUCGGAUUGAAUGUAUUGAGCGCAUGGGCGAGAGGGAUGGAAUUUGGGUUUGGCACCGGAUAAAUCGUUUGUUCAAUUGGCUCCCUUUGGCAGCUCUAAUUGAGAAGAAAAUCAUUUGCAUGCAUGGUGGUAUUGGUCGGUCGAUAAAUCAUGUAGAACAGAUCGAGAGUCUUCAGCGUCCCAUCACAAUGGAAGCGGGCUCUAUUGUGCUAAUGGAUUUGUUGUGGUCUGAUCCAACGGAAAAUGAUAGUGUGGAAGGAUUGCGACCAAAUGCUCGAGGCCCAGGGUUGGUUACUUUUGGGCCUGAUCGUGUUAUGGAAUUCUGCAACAACAAUGAUCUUCAAUUGAUUGUACGUGCACAUGAAUGUGUGAUGGAUGGAUUUGAGCGUUUUGCUCAGGGACACUUAAUUACUCUUUUCUCAGCCACCAAUUACUGUGGUACUGCAAAUAAUGCUGGGGCAAUCUUAGUUUUAGGGAGAGAUCUUGUUGUUGUUCCUAAACUCAUUCAUCCUUUACCACCUGCAAUUUCAUCACCUGAAACAUCACCUGAACGACACAUUGAAGAUACAUGGAUGCAGGAGCUAAAUGCUAACAGACCACCUACACCAACUAGGGGCCGUCCUCAAGGAACAAACGACAGGGGCUCUCUUGCUUGGAUAUAGUAUAAUCUUCUGACUGUUUGCUAUACUUGCUUUGGACUAGUGAUACCACCUGGGGUUUCUGGUGUGCUGUAUAGAGCAUGAUGCAAUACUGAGCUUGUAACCCUUGUUCAUGGUGAAAGAAUAAGGCUGCUGAAUAUUGUUCUUUGGAUGGGCCUUGCUUGAGGUGAUGAAGAUGCAAGCUCUAGAAAAGGUUGCAUGUGGUUGGUAGGGUGACUUGUGCUAAAACUGCAGUGUACGGGAUCGGCGGCCCUUUGUAUGUUGAGCCGCAGGCAGGUAGAAGUCAGUCAUGGAUGUUUCUUGAGAUGGGUGGUAGUGUUGGGUAUAUUUCACGGUAGUUAUAUAUUUUUGAUUCAUCUUCUUAGGCCAUAUAUUUUUUUUACUCUAGAGAUGACAGAGGUAUGUUUAUGUGCCGUCUAAAUCUUCGUGGGCGUCCAUGUAUAAUAGAGGUGCUGUCGUGUAAUUCCCAUUCCUGUUUCCUGUACAAUGUAAACUAUUGUGUGAAGAUAACUAGAUGAGAAACCAUGCUGUCAGAUGUCAACUUUGUGAAGUUUUGCUAAGAAUGUUUAAUCUCUUUUAGUAAUGAGUCUUUUUUUAAAAGUG
Molecule: messenger RNA, 4005 nt
Organism: Tripterygium wilfordii
Lineage: Eukaryota; Viridiplantae; Streptophyta; Magnoliopsida; Celastrales; Celastraceae
Product: serine/threonine-protein phosphatase BSL3
Exons: 21
Coding region: 364-3405 (1013 amino acids)
Biological process (GO): brassinosteroid mediated signaling pathway
Molecular function (GO): protein binding; phosphoprotein phosphatase activity
Source: RefSeq, a predicted model, not a curated record